This is a messenger RNA of Panonychus citri (citrus red mite), 3210 nucleotides long. RefSeq names its product actin-binding protein WASF3-like. Lineage: Eukaryota; Metazoa; Arthropoda; Arachnida; Trombidiformes; Tetranychidae. The coding region runs from base 152 to 2017 and encodes 621 amino acids. Gene Ontology annotation, biological process: actin cytoskeleton organization; positive regulation of Arp2/3 complex-mediated actin nucleation. The record is from RefSeq and is a predicted model, not a curated record. Gene Ontology annotation, cellular component: cytoskeleton. Gene Ontology annotation, molecular function: Arp2/3 complex binding; protein kinase A regulatory subunit binding; actin binding. The transcript has 4 exons.
AUUGUCAUUUGUGAUUAAUUUAUUAUUACUUUUUUCUCUCUCAAUUAAUUAGUUAACUACUGAUACCUGUUAGAGUUGUUACCUGUUAGUGUUGUUGUACCAGUAAUAACAGUAAAUCAUCUUGAAAAUAAUAAACAUAUAAGAGUGGGAGAUGCCACUGGAGCAAAGAGUGAUCAAGCCAAUUUUAAUUAGUCGUUCAUCAUUACCCUUAGACAGUCAGGGUAAUCCGAUAUCAAUACCCAAUGAAUUGGAAUGUGUUACCAAUGGAACCCUUGCCAAUAUUAUUCGUCAACUGUCAAGUCUUUCCAAAUAUGCUGAAGAUCUUUUCGCUGGUAUCCUUCAUGAAGCUACUCUUCUGAUAGCCAGAUCAACAUCACUUCAGGGUAGAAUUGACAGACUUGCUGUUAGAGUAACUCAAUUGGAUUCUUCCGUUGAAGAAGUAUCACUUAAAGAAAUUCAAUUAAGGAAACCAUUCAGAUCAUGUGCCAGCUAUGAUCAGCAAGUUGUCGCUCGUACCACUAUGCCUGAAUCAAUUAAAGAGAUUUACAUGUCCUGUGAUCGGCCGCCGCCUCUUGAAAAGCUUAACGCCUACCGUGAUGAUGGUAAAGAUGGACUCAAAUUUUAUACUGAUCCUAAUUAUUUCUUUGAAUUAUGGAGUAGAGAGAUGCUUGAAGCUACAGAAAGAGAGAAAAGUGGUAAAAAGAAUGCUCAUCGUGGACCCAAUAAAGGCCAAGGAGAUUUAGGACCUAAUGAAAGACGUCGAGGUAAACCAAGGCAACCUCAGAAUACCGCAAGAGAUAUUAUGGCCAAAAUUCCAGCAACUGAAUUCAUUGAUUCAACUAGAUUACAGCAACAACAAAAUCUUCACCAACAACAAAUCUACCAACAGCCCAAUGGCUCUAUGCAAGGUGUUGGUCAUUAUGGUCAACCUCAACAUUAUUCACAAACCCUUGAAAGACCAAGAUCAUUGGGUAUUAAUCAAUAUCAAAUAGAUGGUUUUCAUAAUAUGGAUCCAAUGACUAUACCACAAGCAAUUCCAAAUCAUCCACCACCAGCUUAUUAUCCUCCUGGUAGUAUUAUGAAUCAGAAUCCUUAUCAUACGGGAAAUCAAGGAGCAAUUAAUGAGAUAACAUCUACAGGUAGUCAUACACCACCACCAUCUUACUUUGCUACUCCUGGAAGUGGAACCGGAGAUUCAAUGAUUUCUAUUAAUCAGAUGACAGGAGGUCAAUUAAAUCAAGGUACACCAACAAGAAGAAUUAAUUCCCAAGGAUCAUCGUCAGCAUCAAUCACAUCUCGCCCCUCACAACCUCCACCCGCACCUCCCAGUAAUCCACCUUCAUCGAAUAGUUCAUCUGGUGGAACAUCAGCAGUUGGAACACCAUCUCGAUCCCGAGGUCAAUCACUUACAAGAGAAAGUCUUCCACCUCCACCUCCUCCACCACCACCAAGCUCAGGAAUGAAUGGUGUGGUUAGAGGUGACAGUUUAGACAGCGAAUUGCCACUUCCUCCGCCAUCAGGAGCCAUAAUGAGUCCACCAAAAGCUUACAUUCCAAGCGAUAACUCUUUACCUAAUCAAUCAUCCUCAGUACCACCUCCUCCACCUCCGCCUCCACCCGAAGGACUUUUAGGCAAUCCACAGAUUAAAAAGGAUGGAUCUUCUGUAGAUAAUAGUAUGAAAAAUGGUUUAGGAUCAAGUCUAGCUCAAGAAAUACUUCAAAAACAAUCUCAAGUAAUGCAAUCUAAAACAAGCACCAUGAAAAAGGUUUUACCACAACAUCUACUACAAAAGGCCGAUACUCGAAGUGAUCUUUUAGCAGCCAUUAGGGAAGGUAUCAUAUUGAGAAAAGUGGAUGAAAAUAAGCAAAAACAAAUUGAGAAAUCAACUCCUCUUUUAGACGUAGCAUCAAUUCUGGCUCGUCGAAAAGCAAUGGAAUAUUCAGAUUCCGAGUCAGAAGCGGGUAACUCAGAUGAAAGUGGUUCCGAUAACUGGAAUGACGAUGAAAGUGAAUGUUAAUAGUAGUAAUUUAAUUGCAAAAAAAAUUUUCUUCCUAAUUCUUACCUUGAUUUUUCUUCUCUUUUCUAUUCUCUGUUUUUCCUUUUUAUUAUUAUUAUUAUUAUUAUUAUUUUGAUUCUCACCUUUCGAGCUAUUUAAAAAAUAUUCAUAAACUGAAAAGAAACAAAUUCUAAUUGUAAUAGAAUAUAUAAAUCACCUACAACUGUAUUCUAUGUUAAAACUGUGGUAAAUUUAAGAUAAUCAUUUUUCAUCUCUUCCUAUCGAUUAUCUUCCCAUCGCUCCAUCAUCAUCAUCAUCUUCAUCAUCAUCAUAAUCUUCAUGAAAGAAAACUAAAGACAAAAGAGAGAUGAUAAUUAUUUUUGUCUUUUAGUUUUUAUCUUUUAUGAUGUUUACCUGAUUUUCAAUUUCAUCGAUCACCAUCAUCGUCACAAUUAAUUGUAUCAAUGUCCAUGCAGAUAACAGUACAUGAUGAACUUUGAAUACUCUGAAACAGUAUUGUGGUCAAUUGUGUCCACUUUUUAUUUUGUUACCUAAUUUUUAAAACAAAAACAUAAUCAACACCAAUCAGCUGGAUGAAUUAACCAAGAAGUAAACAAAAGAUCAUCUCUCAAUGGUUGCAACAAUUAACAAUUGAAAGGCUUCACCAACUGAUAUACAGGAUUAGCAAUGGAAAAUGGUUCCUCUAAUUGUAAACAAAAGCUUUAAAUUGCGAAAGGAAAAUUGGAUUGUGUGUAAAUUGCGAUCACUAAUCAGUCAAAAUUAAUCAACAAAUCUCCCUCAAUAUACAUUAACACUUAUCGACAAAUUGUUACAAUAUAUCAACCGAUGUUUGGAUUCAUUUUGCAAUUUCCAUUCAAUCCAAUUAUUGAUAAACCAACUAUUAAUAUUUAUGAUCUGCAGUAGGAAUUAACUGUUGAUGAUUAAUUUCUCUCAGCCAAAUCAACCGAUUAACUAUUGAUUGUUUUUCCUUUGUAACUUUUUCCUUCUUCCUUAUGAUUUUUCUCCUCUUUCUCUCUCUCUCUCUCUACAUAUUUUAUUUUCUCUUUUAAAGGAGCCAAUUAAUCAUCAAUUUCAUCACCAUCAUCAUCAUCAUCAUCAUCUCACCUUUUCUCAUCCAAAAAUGUUGCCAUCAUGAUUUAAUUAUAUUAUUAAUAUUAACGAUAAUUCAUCUGAUCCUUACAAGUAGCGAAAAA